Saccostrea echinata is the source of this 1737-nucleotide messenger RNA. RefSeq lists its product as uncharacterized. Bases 1 to 1737 code for a protein of 578 amino acids. The record is from RefSeq and is a predicted model, not a curated record. Gene Ontology annotation, molecular function: zinc ion binding. NCBI's taxonomy places the organism in Eukaryota, Metazoa, Mollusca, Bivalvia, Ostreida, Ostreidae. The transcript has a single exon.
AUGGCUGGAAAUAGAGUAGAAGAAUCAAAUGGAACUGCUCAGCACUACAUAAUGUGUGCCAUAUGUGGAGAGAGCUCCAACCUCUACUGCAAUGAUUGCCAACAGAGCAUGUGUGAGCGGCACAGAGAUAUCCAUCUCAAAGAAGAGAAAAACAGACACCAUGAAGUUGUUCUUUAUACGAACAGAAGAAUACCCUUGCCUGUAGAAAAAUGUCCAAUUCAUCCAACAAGAGAUCUUGAAAUUUACUGUGACUACUGCAGGGAUCCUAUUUGUUCCAAAUGCUCUACUUCAAAUCACAGUAAUCACAAGACAUCUGAUCUGGAGGUUGUCUACAAUGAAAGACUACAACAAUGCAAAGAUCAAAUGACAAAGAUUCAUGAAGAAAAAAUAAAUUCCCAGAAAGAACGAACAGAAAAAGAUGAGGAAAGAUUUAACCUAGUGAUAUCAUUUAUGAUGCAAAGAGCUGAAGAGAUGAAAGAAGUUGUGGAUAUCGUUCUCUACGAUAAGGUUGUUGAGCUUGGUACAAUGAAAGAAUCAUUUUUGAAAGAAACAGAAAAGGAGAGGUUGCAAAUAGAAGCCUCAAUUGUAAAACUUAAAAACGAGAUGGAAACUGCAUCAAUAAAACCGUCCAGUCUUUUAACAUUCCAUCAGAAGAUUUACUCACAAGCACUGGAAAUCAUGAAAAAAUACAAAGCAGAUCAUCCAACAUUGCCAACAUUUAUUAAAGGUACAGAAGAUAAAAAGGAGAUAGCAAAACAGUUUGGGGAAAUUAAGUGGCCAGUAGAGAAUCUGAUUUUUUCUCGACACGAAAAAGCAAUGGAUUUUAGUCAGAGCUUUCCACCUCUGAUUAAGAAGAGAGAAGGAGACAGCAGAACAAAAUCGCUGUGCAAGAUUCAAGCUGCUCUGUCAAUUAAAUUUGAUGUUAAAAAAGAAAGAAAAAUUAACAUUUGUACACCUGCGUAUCAUUUAUCUAUUUUGUCGUCGGGGAAAUUCUGGGCCAGUAACAGCUGGGGGAACCUCAUCCUAUUUGACAUGGAUGGAAAUGUGUUAAAGAAAAUAUCCACUAAUGUAGUAGAUGUCAUAGGUUACCACACCGUCACCAUGGAGGGGCACCUUCUCUUCACAACUGCCAAAAGUAAAGUAAUCUGCCACGUGACUAGUGAAAUGAACACAAGAAUAAUCUCUUCUGAGGAGUGGGAACCAGGGGCUAUUUACUCCUCCCACAUCAAUCGAGACAUACUGGUGGGAAUGAAUAAAAAUAAAGAAUUCAAGGUGACCAGAUACAGCAGGGAAGGGAAGAAACUCCAAGUGACCAAGAAUGAUGAUAAAGGGAACAACCUAUACAAAAGUAUAACCUACAUCACAGAGAACAUCAACGGUGACAUCUGUACAACAGACUAUACUGCCCAUAGAGUGGUGGUGGUGACCAGAUCAGGACAGCACCGGUUCUCUUAUUCUGGCCACCAGUCUCAGUCUGGAUUCCAUCCUUAUGGAAUCUGUACAGACAAGCUAGGACAUAUCUUGGUGUGCAACAGCUACUGUCCUUUGCUUGGAAAUUACUCCGGUGUCCACCUGCUGGAUAUGGAUGGUCAGUUCCUGUCACUUUUACUCUCACCAGAUCAAUGUCCACACAAGCCCCGUGCUCUCUGUUUUGAUGACCAGCACACUUUAAUGGUCGGGAGUGAGGAUAGUUCUACUGUCACUAUGUACGAAUAUUACCAGAAGGAAGAAAAUUAA